AUGGCAAGUGAAGUGGUGAAGAGGGUAAAGUGUGGGUGCUGUGGGAUGUGGGAGGAGUGCACAGUGGAGUACAUUGAAUGGGUUCAGGAGCGGUUUGGAGGAUUCUGGGUUUGUGGGCUAUGCGAAGAAGCUAUCAAAGAUGAGCAAGCACGUCUUGGUGUUGGAGUUGAGGCUGCUUUGAGGGUGCAUGCCACCUUUCUAGAGUCUGCACAUGCUGAUCCUACUGCUCGCAUGGCUCCUUCCAUUCUUCAACUCAUCAAAAAGAUCAUGUCUUCUUCUUUGUCACCAAAGGCUUCUUUGCCCUAA
Messenger RNA from Juglans microcarpa x Juglans regia, 306 nucleotides. RefSeq lists its product as uncharacterized. The transcript has a single exon. The record is from RefSeq and is a predicted model, not a curated record. NCBI's taxonomy places the organism in Eukaryota, Viridiplantae, Streptophyta, Magnoliopsida, Fagales, Juglandaceae. Bases 1 to 306 code for a protein of 101 amino acids.